This is a messenger RNA of Coffea arabica (coffee), 1289 nucleotides long. The record is from RefSeq and is a predicted model, not a curated record. NCBI's taxonomy places the organism in Eukaryota, Viridiplantae, Streptophyta, Magnoliopsida, Gentianales, Rubiaceae.
GGCUUAAUGGUUUUAUUGAGUGGUCAAAGAGCAACAGACUAGUAUUUCAUUCCGUGUUUCAAAGAAAGCUUUAAAGCAAACCCAAAAGCAAAGAAUCUCUAAACAUAUUUGAUCAUCAUCCUGCAUUUACAACUGAGGAAAGCCGAGUUUCUCUAUUUGAUACUCAACAAGUCCAAAACAAAAUCAUAAACUACCAUUUCCUGCACAAUAUGGACAGCACAAGCACGAAGGCAGAUGUCAUCAAGCCAGUUCUCCUCAGAGCUGGAAUUCCUCUUGCCAUUACCGUGGCUGGUUUCAUUGUUGCUCGCAUCACCACUAGAAAACGUUCGAGUCGUCUAAAUACUUCGUCAGCAGAAAAUGAAGCUAGUUCUCGUGGGGAGCAGACGGCUGAAGGCUGUUUCCCUGAUGUUCAAUCUAUCAAUUCAUCCUCUUUAUCCAGCUUGGACGCCUAUCAUUCUAUUACAGAUACCUCUAACCGGAACUCUGAAGAAGAACUGCAACAUCAACAUAUAUUUGAAUUAGAAGAAGAAGUUUUGGUCUUAAGAAAUCAAAUAAAAGAUGUUCAUGUGAGAGAAUUUGAGCUGGAGGUACAGUAUCUUCGGUAUCAUGACAUGAAAGAGCAAGAACUGCUGCUUAUGGAGCUUCAGAACAAAUUAUUGUUGGAGAUAACAAGGGUUGAGCUCUUGGCUGAGGAAAUCUCAUCAGUGGAAGCAGAUAGGAAGAGUUUCGAAAGUGUGGUAGUUGAAUAUCUGAAAAUGUUGGAGCUGCUUGAAAUUUCCAGAUCAAGAAACAGAUUGCUUCAGAGGAAGGUUAAGAAGCUGUUGAGGAGAACAAAAGAACAUUCUCGAGUCAUAAAGCAGCAGCAUAUGCAGAUAGAAGCUAAAGAGGCAGAAAUUUUUAGAAAUCAUCAAGAGCUAGAGGCAAAGGCUAAUAUCAUCAGAAGAAGGGAGAAUGAGAUCAAGGAACUAAAAUUGGCUUUUGGACAACUGCAAAUGGAGAAAGAUGAACUAUCGAGACAGAUGGAGCUGGCAAAUACAGCAGCUUCAUCAAAGGUUGACAUUCUUCAACUUGCCACAACUUCAUAUUCCCGUAUAAAGCAUAUCUAUCUGUUGUUUUACAAAAAUGCGAUGGAUAUAAAAGUAUUAUGGAUGGAAUCAUGUAGGCUUAUAGAUGGGGAAAAAAAAGUGUUAAUGUUCUCUCUUUAGUAUGUAAUAAAUGCAUCCCCUGUUGUUCAAAGAUUAAUUGCUUGAGGUUCACAAGACAGUCUCUCCUUCGUAGAUUGAUGCAGA